This is a messenger RNA of Staurois parvus, 392 nucleotides long. The record is from the annotation of a GenBank genome assembly. NCBI's taxonomy places the organism in Eukaryota, Metazoa, Chordata, Amphibia, Anura, Ranidae.
CUUAUUCACCAGGGCCCCUGAUGGUGGGGAUGGACUUGGAGCAGACAGGAACCAGGUCGCGGCCCCUGAGUACACCUGCCUGUGGUAGAGGGAUCCACCAGAGGUAUGUGCAGGUAGAAAGCCUGAUGUGAAGAGGCAGAAGGUGUGAGUAGGGACGGCUGGAUCUGUGCAGGAUGGAUGGAUGGCAGAGUAGUAGCGUGGUCAGACGGGCCAGGUCAGCAAUGUGCGGGCAGCGAGGUACCAAAGGAGCAGGCAGAGAAUGGUCAGGGGCACAAGCUGGGUUCAGUAACUCACAGGCAGCGCGGGGCAAAGGAGCAGGCAGAGAAUGGUCAGGGGCACAAGCUGGGUUCAGUAACUCCCGGGCAGCGCUGGGGGUACAAAGGAUCAGGCAG